Molecule: messenger RNA, 2758 nt
Organism: Phoenix dactylifera (date palm)
Lineage: Eukaryota; Viridiplantae; Streptophyta; Magnoliopsida; Arecales; Arecaceae
Source: RefSeq, a predicted model, not a curated record
ACCUGCAUCUGUAAAGGCCCUGCUGGCAACCAGAGCCCUAAAGAAAGAAGGGAAACCCUUAUCUUUUAUGCUUGCUUGGACCACGGUCUCGCACUCUUCCCUAUAUGCCACAUAAAUGAGGAAGAGCAAGACAACGGGAGGAAGAGAGAGGACGGAGUACUACCGGAGCGGCAGCGAGCUCUUCCUUAGCUUCGCCUCCCGGUCCACCUCUUUCGCAGCUUCCGCCUCCGUCACCGCCAUGAGAGGCACCUCCUCCAAGUCCCUGCUCAGCCCCGGGCGGGGCCGGGACCCGACGGCGCCAACGUUGUCCGCGUCGCUGAGCAAGCGCCUGAGGAGCAGCGGGAGCCUCAAGGGCGGCCAGUCUCCGAUGUUCCCGGCCGUGGCAGCCGCCGGCAGCGGCGGCGGCGGGGCGAGGAGGAAGGGAUGUGCAUUCGAGGUGGCGGAGCCGUCCUCCCCCAAGGUGACGUGCAUCGGCCAGGUGAGGGUGAAGAGCAAGAAGAAGAAGGCCCAGGCAAAAGCCGCGGCGAUGGCGAGGUCGAGGUCGAAGAGGGGAAGCGGAAAAGAGGCGAGAUUCGGGAGGACAGAUGAAGACUGCUGGCCGAGAAAGAACCAGAGAUGGGUGUAUCAGCUCCCGGGGAGCAUCUGCGAGGGGUUGCGGGCUUUCGGGACGGAGUUCAAUUGCUUCCUCCCCUGCGGAAGCUCUCCCUGCUCUUCCUCGAGAACAGGGGAAGAGAAGAGAGGAGAAUGCGAAGAGAAGAGGAAUACGAGCUCUUGUGGGCAUGUGCUUGCAAGGUUUUUGAUGGCGAUGCAGGAGGGGGAGGAGCGGAAGAGGGGUGAGGUGGUGGGUUUAGUGAUCGAAGAAAGGGGAAAAAGAGAGCUGGAUUUGGUGAUUGGAGAGAGGGAGAAGAGGGAAGUGGAUGGGGCGGAGAAAAAAGAAGAGGUCUUGGCGGUGGGGGAUGAGGAGGAGGCGAGGGUGACUGCGUGCAUUCCGCCGAGGAAUGCUUUGCUGCUGAUGAGGUGCAGGUCCGAUCCGGUUCGAAUGGCGGCAUUGGCUAACCGGUUUUGGGGUUCUCCAGCUACCAAGGUCGAAGUCGAAGAAGAGGAGGAGGAGGGGGAAGAAGCUGAUAUUGAAGUUGGGCAGCAUCUCUUCGGUCUUGUAGAAGCGGAUAGAGAAAAGGUUGGAGCAGAGCGAGAUGAAGCAGCCACUGCUGCUGCUGCUAAAGUGAGUCCAGAAACAGGAGUAGUAGAUAAAGAGGGGACACAAGAAGAGAAAAACUCUCAAGGUGUGAUUUUGUGUGUAGCUCUUGAAGAAAUGGGAAGUUCGGCAGAGGAGAAGAAACAGAGGUCAAGUGAAGAGAGGCAAGAUGGGAAUGAGAAUGGAAGAAAGAGUCGAAAGGAAGGGUCUUCAGCUGACUGUGUUGAAGUGCAGAGGAACCCAUCAAGAGAUGUGGAGAAUGCUCCGUUGUUGAAGAAAUCAGAGGAGACGCAAAUGCUUGAAAGAGAAGAAGAAAAAGAAAGGGAUGAGGAGAAAGGCAGAAGGUCCAGCAGCUGCUCUUCUUCCAUGGGCAAGGAAGAGAGGAGAUCCGACAACCACAAAUGCCUUUCUAAAGCAAAGGAAAGAGGAAGGAGGCGCAGCUCCUCUUCGAGAAACAAGGAAAAGAGGCGGCACAGCUUUUCCACAGCGAGGGACGCGAGGAGGCACAGCUUCUCCCAGGAGAGAGAAGCCAGAAGAGCCAGCUUCUCCAUCGAAGGUAAGCGAAGAUGGAGCUUCUCCGUUGAUAAAGAAGACCUCAUACCAGAAGAAGAGAAUGCGCUCCAUGAAGAGGAGGAGGAGAAGAAAAAAGAGGAUAGCUCAGUGGUGGGAGAGGAAGCGAGAGAAGCCGAGGCAGUAGAAAAGCCAAAGGCCACAGAAGAAGAAGAAAUCGAACUAAAUGUAGGAGGAAGAAGAGUAGAGGAGAAUGGCAAGGUAGAGGAAGGGGUUAAAGGGGAUGAGGAGGAGAGAAGAGAGCUGCCGGACUGCCUUCUACUAAUGAUGUAUGAGCCGAAGCUUUCAAUGGAGGUUUCCAAGGAGACGUGGGUCUGCAGCACCGACUUCCUCCGUUGGCGCCCCCACCACCACCUCCCCAAAGAUAGCGGAGGCGACGGCGCCGGCUGCUGCGGAAGAGGAGGCGGCGAAGGAGAGAGAGCGAAGACCGAAAGGGUGGAGGGCGGUGAGAAUAAGGAGGUGAUGGCACCCGCUAAGCCGGCUUUCCUCCAGGCCGCGCCGCCUCCUCCGCCACCGGUGCCGCCCACCGCGUCGGCCAUCGAGCAGAAGCUAAUGAGCGUGGCCGACCCCGCCGGGCCGAAGCCGCCGCCGCCGCCGGCGGCAGCGUUGGCGUACGGGCCGUUCGUGCUGACGCGGUGCAAGUCGGAGCCGAUUAAGUCGUCGGUGAGACUGGCGCCGGAUGCGUGCUUCUGGAAGGACGGGCAUCGGCCCAUCGGCGCGGCCGGGAUCGGCUUCUGAGCCGAGUUGCCAAGCCACUGGAUAUUUUCUUGGUAUUGUGCGUGUAUGAAACCAUGUUGUCGUUACUUUAAUCGUGUGAUGCUAUGAAUCAGCUUCCUAUGUUGCUGCUCUUUCGUACAAUACUUUUAAUAGCCAUAACCUUUUCCUUGUUACUGGAAAUCCUGCGUAGUUGAAGCUUUGUUUUAGGUUUUCAUGAUCAUUGUUUACGCGGAAAAGAUGAAGGAAAAGUAAGGAAAACAAGUUACAUUUUGGCAA